Molecule: messenger RNA, 1336 nt
Organism: Tremella mesenterica DSM 1558
Lineage: Eukaryota; Fungi; Basidiomycota; Tremellomycetes; Tremellales; Tremellaceae
Exons: 16
Coding region: 1-1269 (422 amino acids)
Cellular component (GO): cytoplasm
Molecular function (GO): 2-oxoglutarate-dependent dioxygenase activity
Source: RefSeq, a predicted model, not a curated record
AUGACUCGGGAGCUUGUCGGUACGAAAUAUGGCGUGACUUUCACUUUGAAAGAGAUGAAAGGUGAAAAGGCAGAAGAAGAGUUAGUUGUUGUGGCACUUUACGGAGAAUUCUCAAGAAAUGGCGCCACCGAAGAUCAUACUUGUACCACUUUCAAACUUUGGUUCAAAAUGUCAGCAACUCAAUUGGAAACCGAUACCAACGCAAGUUCCGAUCCUGCCGAAGUGGCGAAAAGAGUCGCUAGUUUGACUCUUGUAGGAGGAGAUAGUCCAAAUGCCGAAGAUGGUCCAAAGUACCCAGCUUAUUUACCAGUAUGGGAGAAAUCAAAGUUCCCAGAUUGGGAAGAAGUACCGUUUGUUGAUAGAGGUCAUUUCGGAACUCCUGACAAGAGGCAUUUGUUUGGACCAGGUUCGACUCAUAAACCUUUGACUAUUGCGAUUGGGGAGGAAAUCCGAGGAGUUCAACUUUCGCAAUUGACCAAAGAAGGUCUUGACGAUCUUGCCCUUCUAGCCGCCGAACGUGGUCUUUUGAUCUUCCGUGACCAAGAUUUCAAGGAUGUCGGUCCGGAUCGUCAACUGGAAGUUGUCAGACAUUUCGGAAGACUUCACGUUCAUCCUGUCAUGGGACAUCCUCCCGGAUAUCCAGAGAUGCACGUCGUUUAUCGUGAUGGCAAAGAUGCAACUAUCAAACGUUAUAUCAAACCUAAUCAAGUGCCCAAAGUCUCUUCUGUCAGUUGGCACAUGGACCAUACCGCGGAGAUUCAACCCCCUGGAGUUACAUUCUUCUUUGCUCUUGAGACUCCCGAGGCCGGAGGAGAUACUCUCUUCGUCUCACUCACCGAAGCCUACAAUAGGUUGAGUGACGAAUUCAAAAAACGUCUUGAAGGUCUUCAAUUGGUUCAUAGUAAUGCUGGAAUGUUAGAACAAUCCGCUUCUCUCGAUGGACCCGUCAGGUUUUCACCUUUGACUACUAAACAUCCUCUCAUCCGCACUCAUCCCGUAACCGGAGAAAAAUCUAUUCAAGUUCAACAACAAGGUCAUAUGGUUCGUGUGGAUGGAUACAAACAAGAAGAAUCUGAAUAUCUCUUGAAAUUCCUAGGAGAUGUUUUAGUCAAGGGAGGUGAUUUCCAGACUAGAGCCAAAUAUGAACCUGGUACUGUUGCCGUUUGGGACAACCGUGUCGUCCUUCACACAGCGACAUACGAUUUCAAAGGUGACGAACGUCGUCAUGUGGUCCGAAUUGCAGCUAUGGCAGAAGUUCCCAAAGAGUAGUUAGAACUAAGUAAUCUUUCAGAAAAAUCUCGUAUAUACUUGUUUGAUGUAUCUCUUGUGUCAUCUG